UCGUUCAGCUACUGAACCCCACGAACACCAACCCUUGUUGACGAGUGAUCUACAUUGUAUGUAGCUGACCUUAAGCGUUACUCAAAUUACACGUAAAUGCACAUGGGCUUGCACUAUUGGCUGCAUGAUAGCGAUGUCAUAUUGGUUGCUCUCGAACAGCAGUGUGCUUCUGUAACUGUAACCUUGAUGAAUGAAGAGAAGGGAACCUCGUAGUAGUAGGGACUGAACCCACACGGUGCGGCGGUAGUAAAUGUAUUAUGCACAACCAACCCGGCCAGUGUGCAUAAAACAUAAAGAAACGAUCCGUUCACGGUACACCACACCCUAACGUUUUCGUUACACGCGGAAGUUGGUCUGAAUGCCGAUGUGGCAUGCCCAGUGUGAGCUGACCUUUCUCGUACGGACAUUACUUUACUUUUGUUUCAGUCAGCACUAGAAACCGACUAUGUACCACUCUGCUAUCAACUGUGACAGUAAUGCUGGAAACUUUGUCAGCAAGCCAUUUUUGUCCCACAACAUGGCCGGCGACCUGCUCGGGAGAUUGUACGGGAUAGAGGCGAAGAGACUCCGUGAACUGCCGAGCUACUACGACCAAAACUUUUACGUGAGAGUCCUAGGAGAAGACGGCAGAGGGGGAAAGGAUUGUGGCAAGUUUGUUCUGAAGGUAAUCAACGGGGAUGAGUCGGAGCAGCAAGCAGGGUGCUACCAGGAGAUCGUCCGUGUACUCUGCUCUCUGCAGGGAGAGGAUGGGGUCGCGUACCCGAUGCCUCUGAAGAAUCUGCAAGGCGGAUACCUCAGCCUCCAGAGAUUCCAUCGCAGAUCGGACGGCGCGCAAGGAUUGUUCCUGAUUCUUCUCCUGUCGUACGUCCCAGGAACGGUCUUGUCCGACGUCGAGCUGACCAACCAAGACCUGUACGGCGUUGGGAGAGCUGUAGCAAGCCUCAACAAGAAGCUGUUGGAAUACAAAGGUCCGGUUGAUCGUCUCAAGGAGCGCGCUAACACUUGUAAGUGGUGCCUGACCAGCGUUGCUGAAGUUAAGCGGUUCAUCGACGGCGUGCCGGAUGCUGAGCAACGCUCUUUAGCGGGGUCUGUGCUGGACAGGUUCUUGCGAGAAGUCAAGCCAAUGGAAAAGACAAUGCGAAAAGGUUUAAUCCACACAGACAUGAAUCGAGGAAAUAUUCUGGCCCAGCCCAGUUUGGGACCGAUCAACGAAAAGCUCGGCACGAAUGACGUCAAGCCAACCAUCCACCAAUCGGUGAGCCACAUUGUCAGUGGUAUCAUCGACUUCAAUGACAUGGCACUUGAGUGUCUGGUAUACGACGUGGCGGGAAGCCUGAUGGACAUAAUGCUCGGCUGUAAAGACAAGCAGCCGCUGGUGGCCGGCGGUCAUUUCCUCGCUGGUUACACCUCCGUGGUGCAGCUAACCCGUAUGGAGUGGCAGUCCCUGUAUGUGUCUACGGCAGCCCGUCUGGUCCAGAUAUUGGUCUUGUCGCUGGAUGAUUUCCGCCAAUCAAACCAGUCCAACGAAUACAUCAUGCGCUUUGAGCGAGCUGGAGGCUGGGAAAUGCUGAAGGAAUUAUGGGAAACGCCACAGCAAAAGGUGGAAGCAUUAUGGGAAGAAUUAUCCAUCAACCGACACUGACACAAUUUCACCGGAUUUUUGUUUUGGGGAUGGUUGUCCGAGUAGAUAAAUGUUAAGGAAAACUUUUAGGUCAUCACAUUCACCGGGUGU
Messenger RNA from Acanthaster planci (crown-of-thorns starfish), 1732 nucleotides. RefSeq names its product hydroxylysine kinase-like. NCBI's taxonomy places the organism in Eukaryota, Metazoa, Echinodermata, Asteroidea, Valvatida, Acanthasteridae. Gene Ontology annotation, molecular function: amino acid kinase activity. The record is from RefSeq and is a predicted model, not a curated record.